AUGCCUUCUUCCGCCUCCACAAACGGGGCCUCCUCCACCCCCGACGCCCUCGAAUCCGACCUCCUCGUCAAACUGUCCGCCAGCUCUGCGCUCGAAGACCUACAAGAGAACCUCCUCGGAUCACUCCACCGCCUGGGCUGGACCGAAAAAAUUACCACCCUUGCAACCGAACUACUCCGCGCCGGCCGCUGUGAGACCUUUGACGAUGUGAUGGCGGCAGUCUUAGCUUCGGCGGAAGGCCGACCCCACCCCGCGCUGGGCUCCAAGGCGACGAACGGCGAAGCGACCUCAAAUGGAUCAAAAGAAACAAAUGGCACGAAAAAGGGUCACAAGGAACCCCCUUUUGACCCCCUGAAAUACAUCGAGGAGGUGGAUGUGCGCAUCCCUCUGCCGGUGGUCGAGGAGGGUGUUCGCGGCUUGAAAGAUAUCCUACGAGAAGUGGCUGACCUGGAAGGAGAAAGUACGUCCAACGGGGACAAGAAAUAA
This is a messenger RNA of Penicillium soppii, 486 nucleotides long. RefSeq lists its product as uncharacterized. Bases 1 to 486 code for a protein of 161 amino acids. Lineage: Eukaryota; Fungi; Ascomycota; Eurotiomycetes; Eurotiales; Aspergillaceae. The transcript has a single exon. The record is from RefSeq and is a predicted model, not a curated record.